Messenger RNA from Anopheles marshallii, 972 nucleotides. RefSeq names its product interleukin-1 receptor accessory protein-like 1-B. NCBI's taxonomy places the organism in Eukaryota, Metazoa, Arthropoda, Insecta, Diptera, Culicidae. The record is from RefSeq and is a predicted model, not a curated record. The transcript is spliced from 4 exons. Bases 1 to 972 code for a protein of 323 amino acids.
AUGGCGAUGAUAAUGGCUGCCCGGCGCAGAAGCACUUGCAACAGGUGCACACCAAUUGCAUCCGCCGCCGGUUGGUUGCUGCUGCUGGUGAUGUUGGUCCCCAUUGCCAUCGUGACGGUCAGUGCGGAAAAUCACUGCAGCGAACAUCGGUACGAACAUUCGCUCAACACAACGCAUCUACAGUUCACGAAGGAAAUCCCCGACCGGGAGUACGGUGUGCCGGAACAGUUUAAAAGUUUGCACUGCUGCGGCAAAGGCUAUCGGAGCAUCGAAUGGUUCAAGGACAAUAAACCGCAGCCCUGGAGCAGUGACGUUUCAUCGUUCAUCGUGAAUCCGGCAGCGGCCAACCAGACGAUCUUCAGUAUCCGGCUGAAGGAGAACGACAUCGGCAACUACAGCUGCAUAUUGCGAAACGAAACCCACGCAAUCAAACAUGAAAUCGAACUGCGGUUCCAGGAUCAAUUGGACAACCCGAUGCCUACCUUCCGGCCGAAGGAUCUGACGGUGAGCGUGGGCGAAAGUGUGCGGUUCUACUGUGAGGCGUUCGUCGGCAACCUCUACUUGCCGGACGCAACCAACGAGAUCGUGUGGAAUCAAAUGUUCGACGACCAUCCGCACAACGUUAGCGACAGUAUGCAGGUGAACGUGACUAGGGAGGAAGGACAAAUCAUCGGAUCCUACCUAUCGAUACCGAACAUCCAGACGCACCAUUAUGGCCGCUACCGGUGCCAGAUAGUGUCGGGCAAUUCGGCCCAAAAGCUUAACCUCAGCGUGCUGCUUUCGCCCGUCGAAGUGACGGCAAUAACGGACACGCAGCUCUCGAUGCUGGUUUACGUAAUGGCAACACUGUUGCUAGUGCUAGUCAUCCUGUUUGCCUGGAUCUGCCGGACGGUACAGCAGCGCACCAGCAGCAAAAAGGAUAACCGCUGCUCAGCCCAAUUCAUCGCGAACAGUGAGCACGAGAACGUGUAA